CUUCUUCAUCCGCAAAACCCUAGAAAUGUUCCACAAUCCACCUUAAAACCCUCGACUUCAGAUCUCUCCAACACCAUGGCUCCCAUCAAAUCUGCUUCCCGAUACGAUUCCUUCGACGCACGAUCAUCGGCUUCCUCGCAGUUCUCCGAUCCAUCAUCGUCGGUGGAGCUCAACAAGAACCAACGUUUCGUGGCUCCCUCGAAAUCGCAUCCUACGGAGAGCUCAUCUCGCGCUCUCGCUUUCGCCCGAACCAAAUCGUCUGAUCUCGCGCCGGCUAAGGUGAAGAAUGACCAGAAUUUGAGUGCUAUGGUGAAGAAAUUUAUGGAGAAGAGGUCGUCGAAGCCCAAGGCGGCGUCAACGAAUCGGAAUGGUCUUUUUGUGCCGGCGGAUUUUAUAGCGGAGGAUUUGAAGAAGACGGCGAGGAAGGGAACGAGCUUUUCGGGGUUGCAUCGGAAGUUGUUUAGUAAGGGAUCGGGGUCGUCGGGAUCGUCGGGGUCGUCGCGUGGUGAGAAGAGCGAAGUGAAGGCGCUAACGGAGGUGAAGGCGAAUACGAGGACGUUGGCUAUGGUGCUGAGGAGUGAGAGGGAGCUUCUGAGCCAGAAUAAGGAGCAGGAGAUGGAAAUUACAGAGCUUAAAUUGGUGAUAGAGGAGAAGAAUCGUGAGGUUGAAAAGUUGAAGGAUUUAUGCCUGAAGCAAAGGGAAGAGAUAAAGUCAUUGAAGAGUGCCAUUUUGUUCCCAGAUGUUAUGAAUUCUCAUCUUCAGGAUCUAUUAGACAAGCAGGGAUCAGAGCUCAAACAGGCGAAACAACUCAUUCCAACCCUCCAGAAGCAGGUCACUUCUCUUACUGGCCAGCUCCAGUGCCUUGCAGAGGAUCUUGCGGAGGUAAAGGCGGAUAAGUAUUCAGUAAGGGCAUGUUUCCAAGGUCAUUGCGGCUCACCUAGGACACCAACAUAUGAUCAGGAUGAGGCUGCUAAUUCUUUGGAUUUCAGCUCUGAGGACCCUGCCACCCCUAGGAGCCCGGAUGAUAUGUUCCUUAAGGAUUUGAAUCCCUGUUUAACACCCUACUAUGCCAAGACAAAAUCCAAGGAAUUUGAGGUGGACUAUGAUUCUCCACCCCAUGAAAGGUUGUAUGAAAACAAUCUACAAUUCAACUCUCGUGUGAGGAAGAUGUCAAGAAGUUCGGAGUGCAGCCAGAAUUCAAAUGUAGCAAGCACAGCCAUCCGAGCAGCUCGUAGAUCAGAUGAGAGCAAACACACAUAUGGAAAGCCAAUGCACCAUAAGCUUUACUAAAUCAUUUGCCAGCCAUUCAUUUUCUCUUUUAAGUAAAGCAUUUCUUGUCUCCUCUUCCUUCCUUUCUCUACUGUGAAGUAGAGUUUUGGUCAGCAUUCCGGAUGUUAUCAUAUGUUUUGAGAGGUGUAUUGUCCAAAUUGUUGUUUGUUUAUUUCAGCAGUAAAAACAGAUAAAUGCUGUUCAGUUUAGGCAUUUAUAAUGGCUAGUUGCUCGUUGUUCAUUGUACAUGGUGCAUUCAAGCUCUUGAAUAAAGGACAAGAAGCCACAAGUUGCAUACA
Molecule: messenger RNA, 1568 nt
Organism: Vitis riparia (riverbank grape)
Lineage: Eukaryota; Viridiplantae; Streptophyta; Magnoliopsida; Vitales; Vitaceae
Exons: 5
Coding region: 76-1290 (404 amino acids)
Source: RefSeq, a predicted model, not a curated record